Molecule: messenger RNA, 1070 nt
Organism: Acromyrmex echinatior (Panamanian leafcutter ant)
Lineage: Eukaryota; Metazoa; Arthropoda; Insecta; Hymenoptera; Formicidae
Source: RefSeq, a predicted model, not a curated record
GCGGACGGUGGACGCGGAUAGCUCCGCUUGCAUCCUCGUGCGAGCUAAUUGCGGCUUUGAGAGUCUGAAACGCGAAGGUUUCGCCAGUUGCCUAGGAUUACCCGACUCAGAGCUCUCGUGUCUUAAAGGGAUAUAAUCAGGCAGCUGUUCAAUUUUUGAAUUAAUCAUUUCCUGAUUCUCUCAACAUUCUAUUUCCAUCUCGUCUUCUACGGACGCCUACUCGUUUCUCGCUUCACCUGCCUCACAGUCGCGACUUUUAAUUAAGGAUAGGCAACUAUACGAAACUUGCCAUGCCAUCCGGAUCAGGAAUUUUGCCAGGAUACAACGAGACCAGCCGGUUAUACGCGUCUUCUCGAUAUGAAUCAGGAUUAGUUUGUUCCUUAGACAGAAAGAGGAACGGGGGUAAUACGUCUGCGAAGUUGGCGAGCGACCGAAGGAACGAUCAUCAGGACGGCAGGAGGAAAGGACAGGGAACGAAAAGGACGGACGAGGGACUGCGACUUUUAAGAGACUGCGAACACGGAGGUCCUGCUGCGAACGCGAGCUACCCGCGUCUGGGUGGCGCGUACGCGAUAUGGGUGCAACUUGUAAUGGGGCAACUUGUCAGCUACCGCGGCUCGUCCGUCAGAGGACGAAAGGUAUACCCGGUUCCACUACUCGCCAAGAUAGGAAAUGACGCUCGAUAGCAGGCGACCACGCUUCCCUUUUCCUAGAGAACUACGAUCCGUGCUCCGCUUCGCGCCGCUCUGAGCUCCGUAUUCGUGCCGAAGACAACUGAUGGUACGAGGAAUCGGAGCUUGAUAUCCCGGACACGUAGACGUGCGAGGCGCCGAGAGAGAAAGAGAAGAAAUACCAGCACAAGCUGUGAGAAAACGUGAAGCCGCUAUCGCGAGACUCUAACGAGAACUCUCAUCGUACUUCACCCUUUUUUAAAGCACGAGUUGUUCGCCGCCGCUGUUAACAAACAAUGUUACUAAUCUUCAAUGUACAAUCAAAGAUUGAGUUGUCGUCAGAAUUGUAAUUAGGUGAUGUAAUUGUAGAAAAAAAAGAUAUUAAGAUAACGAUUGAGA